UAGGACAGCAUGUUGCCGGAAGAGGGUCAGCUGGAUCGUUGUGAUGUUAUGUUUCAUGGGUUUCACUGACAGAUGACACAUGUAUGCGAAAACAAGAGGCAUUUCUUCACCUAUUGUAAACAGAACAUGCUCAGGUAAUGGCUGAAUUUACACGGUCAUCGUCUGCCACAUCAACUCCAUCGGGCCCGAAAGAAGAGACACUUCUUGAAAACUAUUUCCUUCUGCUCAGCCAGUUUGCCUAUGAUAAGGCCAAGGAACUCACUGAGAAGGAUAAAGAUGUGCACAAGCUGUCCGCAGCUGCCUCCUGGGGCACCAUCAUCCAAUGUCUGUCUCAGCUGGCCGCGGCAGAGAAGAUGUACAUGUCCCUCACCUUCCUCGGACAAAAGAGGUUUAAUCCCAUUGGACGAGCCAGAGAGUACCAGUUCUUGGGUCAGGAGUUCCAGCGCAUUGACAGCUUGUCUCAGACCCCAGUGACUGCUCGCUCGGACCUGGAGGUUCUCUUGGCACACCUCAGUGGUCAGCUGAGUCACUACCUCACUGCCAGACAGAGACUCAUGGAUCUAUAUGAGCAGAUCUCUUCUGUUGCCGUGCACAGGAAUGUGAGUUUUGAUGACCUGGUUACCAUGGUUACUGACAUCAUACAGGCUCACAGUCGGGGGUUCCAUCAUCCACUCCUCAGCCCUCUCAAGUCCAGCUUCAGCCUGGAGUGUGAUGUGAUGCGCCACCUACUACAGGCCCAGAUACUCAUGUCAGAGUGGCAGUGUCUCCCCUCCCUGCUGCAGUUAAACCAGGCCCACACCAAGCUGGCUAGCUGGGCCAACAUGGCGGCCAUCAAAGAGCCUGCGUCCAAGGAUAAGCCUACACCGAGCAAGAAAGGUUUUGUGAGCACCACCAGGGCCAGUGUACAGACAGGGGUGUAUCACUGGCUUGCCAGAUUCAAGGGUCUGCUUGUAUCCAAGUUCAGUCUGUACUUCUAUGAGGUACUCAGCAAGCAGGCAGUUCCCGUAGAGAUGAAGAGCUGGGCCAGCAAGACAACAGACGACUUUAUAGGAAAAAUUACAAGUUUCCAGAAGAAAUGUGACGCUCUCAAUGUGUCCUUGGUGCUAGAUAGUCAUGGUUUGAAGGAUACAUACAAGGGACCUGGCUACCACCACCCCAAUAGGAUUACAGAGGCCCCCGAGGGACUGAACACCUUCCCUGCCAUACUGUCUAUACCGGGGGACCGCCCAGCCUCUCACUGGCCAAAUGUAGUGAUGAUGAUCAGCGACAAGAACACACCUGACCUUUCCAACCAGGACAAGAUCAACUGCUUCUAUGAUAAGAGAGCCCAGAGCACCUACUUCAUCAGCAGGGUGGAUCCUCGGAUUUACUUGGUUGUGGUGUUUGAAACCAAGAAAUCAGAAAAAGAUUCAUAUGUGACAAAUUUCAUGAACGACUUGAGUUUACAACUUCGUUGCAGUAAGAUUCUCAGCAGUUUAAAACCAGGAUCCAAAUAGUAGAAAACUAUGGUCAUCAAUACACAUGUGCUUGGGACUGUUGUCUGCUUCCAGUGAUUACAAACACACCAAGAGCAAGACAGAUAUUUGUGAGUUUAUUUCAACAUAUAUUGUCAUGGUCCUGUUCUAAUUAACUGUGACAAGUGUCAUCAUUAGGUUGUCACACAGGUGCACCAAACCCUGGGACAUGAAACACUGGUACAAUCAAACAUAGGUGCUAUCCAAUGUAAUGGCAAACAGGAAAGGUUUGAGAUUUGUUUGGCAAACGUACAAUAAUAUAUAAAACAGUUAUGUUGUGUACAUAUGUUGUUAUCUAUAAUUAAAGUAUAUGAUCCCA
Molecule: messenger RNA, 1833 nt
Organism: Haliotis rubra (blacklip abalone)
Lineage: Eukaryota; Metazoa; Mollusca; Gastropoda; Lepetellida; Haliotidae
Product: KICSTOR subunit 2-like
Exons: 12
Coding region: 138-1496 (452 amino acids)
Biological process (GO): protein localization to lysosome; negative regulation of TORC1 signaling; cellular response to glucose starvation
Cellular component (GO): KICSTOR complex
Source: RefSeq, a predicted model, not a curated record